Lates calcarifer (barramundi perch) is the source of this 3429-nucleotide messenger RNA. It is a transcript of the gene gorab, whose product is annotated as golgin, rab6-interacting. Bases 606 to 1685 code for a protein of 359 amino acids. Lineage: Eukaryota; Metazoa; Chordata; Actinopteri; Centropomidae. The transcript has 8 exons. Gene Ontology annotation, biological process: non-motile cilium assembly. The record is from RefSeq and is a predicted model, not a curated record.
CGAACUUCAGCCAAUCAGAGCCCGUUUUUCAGUGACGAGCGACCGUGUUUCUGUCACAUCUGACGGUCGAGACCGAGAACCUACGAAGAAUUUGGACGGGGUGGCAUAUCGGAGCCUUGUCAGGGCCCCAGAGUGUCUUGGUCCAGCCCUGUGUGAGUGUGCACUCCUUCUUGAACUGACAGGCCCACUCCAUCGCUGACUUUCACCCUUCCGCCCUGCUCGCUGCUGCUCGAGGCUGCAGCCGGGGCUCGGCUCCCGGGACGAGGCCGAAUGUCUGGACGUCAGACUGACGGGCCUGUAGAGAGGCUGAUCGCCGUCCAAAGAGUUCACCAGAGCGUACAAAAGGACCCGCACACCGAACAGGCUGCCAGAGGAAACAGAGCUGGGAGGCAGGCGAUAUCCGUAGCUUCCACUUCACCGGUCUUUUUGGGGUCCUUGACGUGGCAUGAAUAAACAAAGAUGGCGGCGGCGUUUCGACCCUCACAGAGUUUGUUUGAACAUUUUUUGUUCUAAAAUGAUUAUUAUCCUCGGUUUAUAGCCGGAACAUUUCCUAUAUGCAGCAUUUUUCUGCUUUGCUUUUAGUAUUUUGGGUGUGAGGUUUAAAAAUGAGCGGCUGGGCUGGUUUUUCUGACGAGGAGCUACGCAGGAUGCUGCAGAAAGACUCAGCAGGGCAGGCAGUGGCAGCCCGCGGUAGGAAGCCGGCUCCAUCCAACCGGAGUCGGCAGCAGUUACAGCGGGAGAGGGCCCUUCAGCUCGCCGCACAGAAAAAUGCAGAAACCGGGUCCCAUAGCCUUCCACCGGAGCAGCAGCUCACCAAGCCGCCGCCGAAGGAAGAGCCUCGGCCCGCGGCUCCAACAGGAGCUCCGGCCGUCAGACUGGAAGCGCUGCCGAAGCCCAGCGAGGUGAAGCCGAGUGAAAACCAGCAGCCGCCUGCAGAGGAGCAGAUCCCGACUGUCAAAGAGCUGGAGAAACAAGAGGUGGAACUACGAGAAAAGACGCGUCUGGAGCAGCUGCAGCAAGAACAAAAAGUAAUCGAAGAGAGGAAUAAGCGCAAGAAAGCUCUGCUGGCAAAAACUAUCGCUGAGAAGUCCAAACAGACUCAGGCGGAGGCUGUGAAGCUGAAGAGAAUCCAGAAGGAGCUCCAGGCCCUCGAUGACAUGGUGUCCAACGAUAUCGGCAUCUUGAGAGGAAAGAUAGAACAAGCCAGCUGGGACUACACCGCUGCCAGGAAGCGAUAUGAAAAGGCAGAGGCUGAGUAUGUAACAGCCAAGCUGGACCUGCACAAGAAGACGGAGGUGAAGGAGCAGCUGACGGAGCACCUCUGCGCCAUCAUCCAGCAGAACGAGCUGCGUAAAGCCCACAAACUGGAGGAGCUGAUGCAGCAGCUGCAGCUGCAGGCCACCGAGGAGGAACUGGAGAGGCAGAAAGAGGAGGAGGAGGCGGAGGAGAAGAGGAGGAGAAGCUGUGCAGAGAUGCAGAAAGAGGGUAAAGAGGGAAACAGUUCAGUGCAGAGUCAGGAGGGAACAGUGCAAUCAAGCAAAGUAAAACCCACAGAGGGAGAGACUGUGAAGGAGGAGAGGGGAGGUGACGUCCAGCAGGAGCAGAAACCAGUGACCGAACCAGUGAAGACUGAACACGACUGUAAAACACUAGAGAACGGAGUUGAGAGCCAGACUGUGUCCUGAUGCUCAGAGAGGAGAGACAGUCAGCAUGUUCUCUAACAUAUCUGCACAUCAUCACACUUUCUCCACUGGACGGAUCAAUAUCAAACACUAACAUGUUUUCCAGUAACUCUGUCAGCUGUCAGGCGUGCCGUAUGUUCAGGGCCGGGUAUCACAUCAUCAGAGUUUUUGGUUCUGACUCAAGUAAACACAUCCAACACUCUUUUCUAAGAACAGGACUUUGACACCAGAGACUGGAGUCCAGCAUAUCAGCUUCAGUUAGGUUUAGGCAACAGAAACACUGGUUGAAUAUUCAAAGUGUUGAAACGUCUUGUGUUGCUGGUACAUUUUAUGAUAUCAAACCAAGAUGAGCAGGUUCUCUAAUCCUAACUGAGGGCUUUAAGGUGCCUGAACCAUGAAAUAACAUGAACUAUGCUUUAGCUCCUGAUUGUAGGAAAACGAAUGAGUUGUCAUUAUCGUCGUCAUCAGAUGAUUCUGAGUCACAUUCACUGCGGACGCUUUUCACAUGCUGUGUCAGUGUUUGAGAAAAACUCGCUUUCCACCAUGACUGUGCAUGAUAACUACAGUGUGAUUAAGAUUAUGGAAAGAUUGUGGUUAUGGUAAAUUAAUUAUGAUUAAGGUCGGGUUAGGGUUUAGGCCACUAAGGCACUUUAAGAUGAGAGAAAGACUGUUGUGGCUCUGGUUAAUAGAAAGGCUGAACAUAAAUCAUGAGGUAUGAAUCUGUCCAGUGCGGCUGCAGUUCCUGUAUAUAAACAGAAUUCUUCAGAGACGGGCUCGGUCCUUAGAGCCAGUGUGGCUAUUUUCAGAAUCCUGUUGACUUCCUCUUUGAUUGUUUCCUGAUUUAAAUCACAACUCUGCCUAUUUUAGAUUUAUUGUGUUUUAUUCAAAGUUCAUGUGACGCUAACAUUUGAGAUCUUUGAUUUCUUUUGUCACAUAAAAAAGGACUUUGUGGAAAGUUCAGGUAUCAAACAGAAAGUAUUGUUUUGGUAUCAGGAGUGCAGUAUCAGCGCUACAUGAUACCCAGCCCUCAGUACGUCUGGACCGGCAGGACCAGUCAGAGUCAUGUUCAGCUGCAGAACAAAUCAGAGGAAUAUCUUGCAGCCAUUAUCCUCAAUCGCUCGCUUUUUAUACGUGUGCUUCCAACAAGAGCUCUUCUUCCAAACAUGUGGUUUUACAUCACAUGUGAAUUAUCUCUCUGAGCAAAGGUUGAAUUCAGAGGAUGACUGUUUCUGAUUGUUGUCUCUUUGUGGCCAGAAUGAACGAUGGGUCCUGUUUACUUCCUGGAAGAGAGUCUGUGUUUUCAUGCGGACGCAGCCGAGCAUUAAUCCAUUUCUGUUCUAAACACGAACCCUCCUGUCUGAUGUGUCGUAGAUGAACACGUUAGCCGGCGCUGGGCUCGCGUUUCACAAAGCUAAUUCUUGGUGUUGUCGGUGCAGCUGAGGAGCAGCGGGCCUCCUGGAUGGUAAGAUGAUAUCUGUUAAUGUAUGUACGGAUGCUCUCAGCUGCAUGUGUUUCUGCUCACUUCCACUUUACUCUCUCUGCCUGCACCUGGACCAGUGUCUGAAAUAAUAUAUGACAAUACUCUAAUGUUAAACUCUAUAUCCACGGUGUGUGUCUGGUUUAUUAGUCUGAAUGUUGUGAAGCUUAGAAAAGGUUAUUUAAACUGGGGAAAUAUUUAAAAGGUGAUAUUUCAGUAUACAGGAUUGUAUGAUAUUUUACUAAAAUAAACUCAAAAAGAGCAAAUGUU